AUGGCGUCGUCGCCGCCGCAGCCGCCGCCGCCGCCGCCGUUCGCCGCGCAAAACCCUACCGCGCAGGGCCCGGUCCAGGGGCCGGCAGGCUCGGAGGCGGGGGCUCUCCCCGGGGCGUUCGCCAACCUCCAGAUCUCCCGCGGCGCGGCCCCGCCGCCCGGCGCCCCACGGGGGCUCAAGCCGCAGCAGGCACCGCCCGCCUUCGCCGCGCGUCCGGGCCCUCCACCGGCCGCUGCCCGUCCCGCCUUCCCUGGCAGCCCGCCCGCACCGCCGUUCGUGCGGGCGCCGACGGCGGCGACUUCCGCCUCGCCGCCCUUUGGCGGACAACCGGGCGUAGUGUCCCAGCCGCCGCCACCGUUCGGGGGGCCUCCAGGCGCGGCGUCUCAGCCGCGGCCGUCGUUUGGUGUUCCUCCCGGGGUGGUGUCCCAGGCGCCGCCUCCGUUCGGGGGCCCUCCUGCUGCGGCGUCGCAGGCCCCUCCCCCGUUUGGAGGCCCUCCUGCCACGGCAUCGCAGGCGCCUUCGCCCUUUGUUGGUCACACUGUUGCUGCGUCUCAGGCGGCACCGUUCGGUGGCCCCCCUGUUGCGGGGUCACAUCCUCCGCCGUUCGGUGGGCCUCCUGUAGCGGGGUCGCAGCCAGCAGUGCCACUGCGGCCGACAUUCCCUGGCCAGUCUGGGCCAAUGGCGGCAGCUGCAGCUUGGACGCAGCCAACUCCACCUAGCUUUGGAGCCCCGCAGCAGCCUCCACCGCCAUUGGGUUCGCGUCCAGUUGGGCAGCCGCCCUUUGCUACACAAUCAGCGCCUGUGGCACAGCAGCUGCCAUUCAUGGGGCCACCCAGGGCAAAUGCCCCAGCGUUUGGUCCUCCAUCUUGGCAAGCUCAGGGAGCUGGGUCUGGUGCUAUGCAGCCACCUAUGAGAAUGCCAGGAAUUCCUGGUAGCAUGCAGCCAAACACACUAGGACCCCCUGGCACCCCGACUAUACCUUAUUCUCCACAUGCUGGAACCCAGGUCUCAACCCCGUCCAAAAUUGAUCCUAAUCAAAUUCCACGGCCAAUGCCUGAAUCAUCAGUCAUCAUUUAUGAGACCCGACAAGGUGGCCAAGCAACCAUUCCCCCGGCUGCAUCUAGUGAAUUUAUUGUGAAAGACACUGGGAACUGUAGUCCUCGUUUAAUGCGCUGCACUGUGAAUCAGAUACCUUGUACUGGUGAUCUCUUGACGACUUCGGGUAUGCCUUUAGCUCUGAUGGUUCAACCUUUUUCUCUUCCUCACCCAUCUGAGGAACCUAUUCAGCUUGUGGACUUUGGAGAGAUGGGACCCAUUCGGUGUUCUCGUUGCAAAGCGUACAUAAACCCUUUCAUGAAAUUUGUCGAUCAAGGGAGGCAUUUCAUCUGUAACUUAUGUGGAUUCAGAAAUGAUACUCCUAGAGACUACAUGUGCAACUUAGGGCCUGAUGGUAGGCGACGUGAUGCUGAUGACAGGCCUGAAUUGUCUAGAGGAACAGUUGAAUUUGUUGCUACAAAGGAAUUUCUGGUUCGUGAUCCAAUGCCUGCUGUAUACUUCUUCCUAAUUGAUGUCUCCAUGAAUGCUAUACAAACUGGUGCAACUGCUGCAGCUUGCAGUGCUAUUGCCCAGGCUAUUUCAGAUCUGCCGGAAGGUCCUCGGACAAUGGUUGGAAUUGCAACAUUUGAUUCUGCUAUUCACUUCUACAGUCUUAAACGUGCUCAGCAGCAGCCUUUGAUGCUCAUCGUUCCUGAUGUUCAAGAUGUAUAUACACCUCUUCAGACAGAUCUUAUUCUUCCAGUUUCUGAGUGCCGCGAGAAUCUGGAGCAGUUGCUAGAAAGUAUCCCAAACAUGUUUGAGAAUAAUAGGGUUGCUGAUUCUGCUUUUGGAGCAGCAAUGAAGGCUGGCUUCCUGGCGAUGAAAUCUACUGGUGGAAAACUUCUGGUUUUCCAAUCAGUGCUGCCAUCACUUGGGAUUGGUUCUUUAUCUGCAAGGGAAGCCGAAGGCAGAGCAAACAUUACAACUGGUGACAAGGAAGCCCAUAAAUUUUUGCAGCCUGUUGACAAUACUCUCAAGACAAUGGCACUAGAAUUUGCUGAGUAUCAGGUCUGUGUAGAUGUAUUCCUCACCACACAAUCCUACGUUGAUAUUGCUUCUAUAUCCAUUGUGCCUCAGACUACAGGUGGCCGGGUCUACUACUACUAUCCAUUUUCUGCUCUUUCAGAUCCAGCUAAGCUCUUCAAUGAUCUCAGAUGGAAUAUCAGUAGACCCCAGGGUUUUGAGGCUGUUAUGCGUGUGAGAUGCAGUCAGGGUCUCCAAGUUCAGGAUUAUUUUGGCAAUUUCUGCAAGCGUGUUCCCACUGACAUUGAUCUUCCAGCGAUUGAUUCUGACAAAACUGUGAUGGUCACGUUUAAGCAUGAUGACAAGUUACCAGAAAAUGUGGAAUGUGGCUUCCAGUGUGCACUUCUCUAUACUACUGUAUAUGGACAAAGGAGGAUCCGAGUCAUAAACCUCUCACUUUCAUGCACAAGUUUGCUUGCCAAUCUUUUCCGGUGUGCUGAUUUGGAGACACAGUUUGCAUGCUUCCUGAAGCAAGCUGCUAAUGGCAUCCCGACAUCUCCAUUACCUCGUAUUCGGGAUGAAGCAACAAAUACAUGCAUAAAUAUUCUUCAAUCUUACCGCAAACACUGUGCAUCUGUAACCUCAUCGGGGCAGUUGAUUCUCCCAGAGGCUCUAAAACUGCUGCCCUUAUAUACUUUGUCACUGGUCAAAAGUGUAGGCUUGAGAACUGAUGGGCGAUUGGAUGAUCGUUCCUAUUGGAUAUCUCUAGUCUCGUCAAUUUCUGUAGUACUAGCUGUUCCUUUGGUGUUCCCUAGAUUGAUUCCUAUCCAUGAUCUCAUAUCAAGGGAUGAUGAUGAUUCCCUUGUACCCAGUCCCCUUAUGCUCAAUAGUGAAAAUGUACAAGAGGAUGGGGUCUAUUUAUUGGAGAAUGGUGAGGAUGGUCUAAUUUAUGUAGGAAAUAUGGUAAAUCCAGCUACCCUGGAACAAAUAUUUGGUGUCUCUUCUUUGGCUGCAUUACCAGUCCAGUUGGCAUUGGAUCAAUUUGACAACGAACUCUCAAGGAAGGUUAACGAAGUUGUAAAUGAAAUAAGACGCCAGAGGUGCUCAUACUUGAGGUUAAGACUAUGCAGAAGGGGUGAACCAUCUGGUGAUUUUUUCCGGUCAUUUUUAAUAGAGGACAAGGCGCCUGGCGUCUUCUCCUACGUGGAGUUCCUUGUGCAUGUUCACAGGCAAAUCCAGAGCAAGAUGACCUGA
This is a messenger RNA of Miscanthus lutarioriparius, 3312 nucleotides long. The record is from the annotation of a GenBank genome assembly. NCBI's taxonomy places the organism in Eukaryota, Viridiplantae, Streptophyta, Magnoliopsida, Poales, Poaceae.